AUGGCGCUGGCGUCUAUUGAGCUUAACCUAGACGACAAGGAGUCCAUCAAGAAUGCAGCACGAACCGCAGCGUCCGGAAUGUUACAAUAUUACACGGGCUACAAACCGGGAGAUGUGCCUGGGAAUCUUCCAGACCCAUAUUAUUGGUGGGAGGCAGGUGCUAUGUUUGGGGCUUUGGUCGAGUACUGGUAUUACACGGGGGAUUCCCAAUGGAAUGACAUAACAACCCAGGCCCUGUUGCAUCAAACUGGCCCCAGCGCCAACUACAUGCCAGCUAAUCAAUCGAGAACACUGGGCAAUGAUGAUCAAGCGUUCUGGGGACUGGCCGCCAUGUCCGCUGCCGAAGUAAAAUAUCCAGAUCCACCAGAGGACUCACCGCAGUGGCUUGCUCUUGCCCAGGCAGUAUUUAACACACAAGUACCGCGAUGGGAUGAUGCGACAUGUGGCGGAGGUUUGAAGUGGCAGAUAUUCACAUUCAACAGUGGCUACAACUACAAGAACACGAUCUCAAACGGCUGCUUCUUCAAUCUCGCCUCUAGACUCGCGGUAUACACAGGGAAUAAUACAUAUGCGGAAUGGGCAGAAAAGACAUGGGACUGGGUAUUCACUAUUGGCCUGGCUAGCCCUGAUUAUCAUUUUUACGACGGAACAGACGAUCUGAAGAAUUGCAGCGCCCUCAAUCAUAUACAAUGGAGUUACAACGCAGGUAUAUUUUUGCUUGGGGCUGCUAACAUGUAUCACCAUACCAAUGAAUCGGAAGUAUGGAAAACUCGUUUAGAGCGCAUCAUCAAGGGGCUGGAUGUGUUCUUCCCGAAAAACAACAUCAUGAGCGAGGUCUCAUGCGAACCCAAUGGAAAAUGCAACGUGGACCAACGAUCUUUCAAAGCCUAUCUGGCACGCUGGAUGGCAGCGACAGUUCAAAUAGCGCCUUUUACAUAUGAUCUACUCAUGCCAAAACUACGUGCAUCAGCAGAAGCUGCUGCUUUGCAGUGCAAUGGUCCGAACAACGCUUGCGGUCUACGGUGGAAUCAAAACGAUACAUAUGACGGAAGCACCGGAGUGGGUGAGCAAAUGGCUGCCCUAGAGAUUUUCCAAGGGCAUCUGGUUAAUACCGCUUCCAAACGAGUAACGUCGGAUACCGGUGGCACCAGCAAGGGUGACCCAAACGCUGGCACGGGCACAUCGGACGAAGACUCCGUUGGAAUGGGCAGAGAUGCUAUCACUACUGCAGAUCGGGCUGGUGCGGGAGUUCUCACCGCGGUCAUUGUCAUGUGCGCAGUUGGCGGUGCAUAUGCAAUGAUAUUUUGA
Molecule: messenger RNA, 1308 nt
Organism: Aspergillus wentii DTO 134E9
Lineage: Eukaryota; Fungi; Ascomycota; Eurotiomycetes; Eurotiales; Aspergillaceae
Product: glycoside hydrolase family 76 protein
Exons: 3
Coding region: 1-1308 (435 amino acids)
Biological process (GO): fungal-type cell wall biogenesis; carbohydrate catabolic process
Molecular function (GO): mannan endo-1,6-alpha-mannosidase activity
Source: RefSeq, a predicted model, not a curated record